Molecule: messenger RNA, 756 nt
Organism: Dissoconium aciculare CBS 342.82
Lineage: Eukaryota; Fungi; Ascomycota; Dothideomycetes; Mycosphaerellales; Dissoconiaceae
Product: NAD(P)-binding protein
Exons: 2
Coding region: 1-756 (251 amino acids)
Source: RefSeq, a predicted model, not a curated record
AUGGCACUCAAUACCCUUAUCUUCGGUGGCUCCGGGAAAUGUGCGAGGCAUAUCACCAAAUUAUUGAGCAGUCAAGGACAUACUGUGCACUCAGUGAUCAGAAACCCAGACCAAAAAUCCGAUAUCGAACAGCUCGGCGGAAAGCCCAUAGUUCAGAGCAUUGAAGACUCCUCUGUCGAUGACAUGGUACAGACCAUCAAGUCCACCAACGCCACCGCAGUGCUGUGGUGUGCCGGUGCUGGUGGAGGCAACCCAGAGCGUACCAAGGCUGUCGACAAUGAGGGUGCAAUCCGCAGCAUGGACGCCACGGCUGAGGCCGGCGUCAAGCGGUACAUCAUCAUCUCUGCUCUGGAUGUUCGCGACAAAGCCAAUGCUAGCACCGAACCGGACUGGUACAAUGAUGCCGACCGAAAGCGCAGUGACGGUGUCUGGAAGGUGAUCAAGCCAUACAUGGAGGCGAAAUUUGCAGCGGAUCGGAGUCUGGCUUCGGAGAAUGGCCGUAGAAAGCUCGACUACACGAUUGUUCGACCUGGUGGACUGACGAACGACCCUGCCAAGGGUGCGAUUGAGGCUGGCAAAGUUCAUCUCCACAAUCAGAUUUCGCGUGAAGAUGUUGCAGCUGUGGUUGUGGAGUGUCUGAAGCGAGACGACACCAUCGGUUUGGCUUUUGAUUGCGUCGGAGGCGAAACACCAGUCGCUGAAGCGGUUGCAAAGGUCGGCGCAGAAAAGAUCAACACCUUUGAAGGCAGAUAUUAA